AUGGGCCGGGUACCCGCGCUCCCUCUCACCGCCCUCUGCCUGGCCUGCCUCUGCGGGCUGGCCGCGGAAGCCGCGCGCAGCCGCUGGGCGCUCACGGCCGGCAACGACGCCGCGGCCGUUGGCACCUGUGAAAACCUUUCUAACUGCAGUUCGUGUAUUGGAAAUGACACAACUGUAGCAGGCUGCAAGUGGAUCACAUGUGAAAGUAGCAUGUGUGUAAAUGAAACUGAAGUAGAUGGGAAAUAUCCCAACUGUACUGUUGAAGAACAGUGUUCUUCUCCUACAGUUGUUCCUUUUUCCAGUGCUACUACGAUGUCUUCCAAUACUACUACACCACCUUCCAAUACUACCACAGCCAGUUCUGCUACCACAGCUCAUACUACUAUAGCUAACAUCACCAAUGCAACUACACAUGCUUCUCUACCUACAACUGCCAUUACUUCAGCUACCACAACAACCAGUAUUCCAGGUACAAAUGCUACUGUGACUCCUGCACCUUCUCCACGCAAAUCUACAUUUGAUGCUGCGAGUUUCAUAGGUGGAAUUGUCCUUGUUCUGGGUCUGCAGGCUGUUGUUUUCUUUCUGUACAAAUUCUGCAAGUCGAAAGACCGAAACUAUCACACACUUUAGGACCUGCCACUUUAUAAUGGACUAGUUGCCCAAUACUUGUAGUUCACUGAACCAAAAUAUUUUCUGUUGCUCAUGGAAGACAGCAGUUCAUAAUAUCCUUUAAAUCUCUAAAAGAAGACUUUAAAAGAAUAUUUUUGCAACAUUGUACUUGGUAAGAGGUGUUACGAAUCUCUUCAACAGGAUUACUUGCAAUAUGCUGCAUGGGUUCUAAUGGCUGUCUUAUUUUCCUUUAGUGGCUGCUGCUGUGGGACUUUUUUUGAUACACCAAAUGUAGACAUUCAGAGAUUCUUAUUCAGUGGCAACACUGUCUUCAGUAGACAAUCUCAUGAUGACUUAUUGUGAAGGCUAAUUUAAUCAAUAUUUGAUACAGUAUCCCUUCAGUUUUAUCAAGAUGUGAAUUAUUGGUGACUGACUUCAGGGAAUGAAAUACCAUUUAUACUAGCUUAUGGCUCUUACAGCAUGCUGCUAGAAAGAUGAACAAAAUUGUAGAAGUAGAUAAUGUCUUAACAGAAUAACAUAGCCCAUAAUUUUUUUUACACAAGAAUAAAGGUUGCCUGAUAAAAUACUGCAUUCCAAACAGAAAUCCUAUGCCCUUUCCAACUAAUGUUGAAGGUGGAGAGGGGAUGAAGGAGAAAUUAAUAUUAGUGCCUUAAAAGACUAAAAAUAAGUAGGCUGCAAAAGUGUCCCACCUAUCUCAAAGAUAAAUAAAACUAUUAAGUACUAGCUUUAUAUAGGAUAAUGGAAUACAUGUGACUUGAGCAUUUCAGUUUAAAAACUUUUUACAAUAAAUAACACUCCCUUAUUGACCUUGUUUGAGGGUGAGGGAGCAUGGUACAGUAAUGUUCAGCUACAAACAGGAUCUUUGUUUACCUUUUGUUCUGGCCUACAAAGACCAACCAUAAAAACUAGUGAUAAAAUUCAGUUCACUCCCAAUACAAGAAGGCAACAACUCACAUUAAUACUUGAAAUACUGGUGUUUGGGAAAUCCUGAGGUUUUUCAUAUUCAAAUAGUUCUUAAACUCAUUGCAAUUAAUUUCAGGGUUUUGGAUUUUUCUUUUUUACCCUCCUGUAUGUCUGUUUGCUGAAGGAGCAAUUAAGGGUAGUUCAGGGGAUCUGCUGAUUUGAUCCUAGUCGAGAUUGCUGUAGUCCUGGGGUUGCCAGGGCUACAUCUUUUUUCAUUCCCCUCCCUUCUUCCUGGCAUCAGGUUUGUGUCACCCUACAGUGAACUGGUUAAGGAAAUUUGGCUAAAUAGUAUUUUUUUCCCUUGGCUGGAUCAGGCAUGUGAUCUGAGUAUCAAAGGUAUGUCAUCUCCAAUGUAGAUUGAAAAUAAACCCACAGGAAAAAAUGGAAGUAAAGAUAAAAUCAAGUGGUGGAUGUAGCACAUUGGUGAUCAAGGGAUAUCAUCAAAACCAGUUUCAGGAUAAUCUGUAGUACUACUAGCUCUGACUUGACUGGAAUUUGGCACCCAAUACAAAAUGAUAGCAUUAAUGCAGAUAAUAGUCAUGGCAGUGGAACUUAAAUAUGAAGCAAAUUAAAGUGCACUUCAGUUGGAAACUUAAAGUGCACAGUGCUGCUUUCUUGUGUGAAUGGCAUUGUUUCUAUUGUGCUGCAUAGAAAACUCAAAUUGCUACAAAAUACAGAAGUUACUCACCAGUACUGUAUCUUUUGAGUUCAUUAGCUUUUGUCUUUCUAAACGAAACUAAGACAAUCAGCUCAGGUUUAUUAAAACAGCAGAGUGAGCAGUCCGUUUCCAGCAACAGUAUGUGUGUGGGUUAGAUGGUAUAUCCUUGGCCUUAUUGUGAAAUCACUUAAUCUGUCAUUUCCCUAUCUCAGAACUAUUUUAUUACAUUUAUUU
Messenger RNA from Gavia stellata (red-throated loon), 2485 nucleotides. RefSeq names its product CD164 molecule (gene CD164). Bases 1 to 630 code for a protein of 209 amino acids. Lineage: Eukaryota; Metazoa; Chordata; Aves; Gaviiformes; Gaviidae. The transcript has 6 exons. The record is from RefSeq and is a predicted model, not a curated record. Gene Ontology annotation, cellular component: cytoplasmic vesicle.